GGCGGAUUACUGAGGCCUUAUCGAGCGCAUAAGCGAACCUGUCUAGUAGUGCACUAGCUGAGAGAUUCUGAGAAAAGCGAACUGCUGCUAGGAGAGAACCUGUGCUCAUCAAGAUUCCUUCGUUCGCUUCUAGAUUAGCUCGACUCCGAGGAAUUUGUGUGCUCGGAUAUUCCACUAAGACUUGCUUUCCCUUCACAAGAAUGGCUUCGUCGAGUAAAGCGUACCUCGCCGCCUACAACCUCGCACAGGCCACCGGAUGGGCCGUGGCGCUCGCCGCCAUGCUGCACAGCGCCGCCACCACCGCCUCCAUCGCCGGCGCCUUCCACGUCGCGUGGCCCCUCGUCUACGCCUGUCAAUUCGCGUCCAUUCUCGAGACCGUGCACGCCGCCACGGGUUUGGUGCGCAGCGGCGUGGCGGCGCCGCUGGUGCAGUGGGUGGGGCGGAGCUUUGUGCUGUUCGCCGUGGUGGGCCGCACGCCCGCCCUCCACGCGCACGCGGCGCUCUUCGUGCUGCUCGCCGUCUGGUGCUGCUCCGAGGUCAUACGCUAUCCGCAGUACGCCCUCUCUCUGUUGGGCACGUGUCCGGCGGCGCUGACGUGGCUGCGGUACUCGGCGUUCAUCCCGCUGUACCCCAUCGGCAUGUUCGGCGGCGAGAUGGUGCUCAUCUACCUGUCGCUGCCCUUCGUCAAGGCGGAGCAGCCCCUCGCGUUCGUCUUCAACCGCCUGCCCUUCGACUACUACCACGUCCUCAUGGUCAUCCUGGCGGCGUAUCCCCUCUUCUGGCUGCACCUCUACACGCACAUGUUCCGCCAGCGCCGCGCCAAGCUGUUCCCCAAGAGCAGGGCGGGCGGCAAGAAGGCGCACAAGGCUGUGGCCAUCGUGCCCCUCUCGCCCGACAUGUUCGCAGAAACCACCGCUGACCGCCCCGCCCCUGCUGCUGCUGCUGCUGCUGUUGCCAGCAAGGACGGUGGUGCUUUGCCCAGCAUAUCACACUUCCACAGCAGUGGUGCCACUCGCUUGCGGCCUGCUGCUGCUGCUGCUGCUGGUCGGAGUUAAAGCGCGCCAGCGCAACAGUAGGCACAAAUGACAACGUAUGCCUGUAGCUUGGACCUGACAGGGCUCGCUCAAAACGUAUGCCUGUAGCUAGCAGGUGUCCUGAUGCAGUACAGUAGGCAAUAGGAACCAUAGGUAGGAACCCAGCAUAACACAUUGUAUGCUUGUGCUGAAAUAAUUGAGUCAACCUGAA
Molecule: messenger RNA, 1245 nt
Organism: Closterium sp. NIES-67
Lineage: Eukaryota; Viridiplantae; Streptophyta; Zygnematophyceae; Desmidiales; Closteriaceae
Source: the annotation of a GenBank genome assembly